Molecule: messenger RNA, 1320 nt
Organism: Cydia fagiglandana
Lineage: Eukaryota; Metazoa; Arthropoda; Insecta; Lepidoptera; Tortricidae
Gene: Elp4
Product: elongator complex protein 4
Exons: 7
Coding region: 133-1245 (370 amino acids)
Biological process (GO): tRNA wobble uridine modification
Cellular component (GO): cytoplasm; elongator holoenzyme complex; transcription elongation factor complex
Source: RefSeq, a predicted model, not a curated record
UUCAACCACUUGCUUAUAACCUCAAAUUUGGGACGAAAAAGUAAACUUAAACGUUGUUUGUUUUGGUAGCAUUAGAAAUGAUAUUAUCAUAUCUUUAAUUCAAAAGCCAUUUGCUUGCAGUAACUUACAGUGAUGGCUAGUUUUUACAAAGCAGUCGAAUCCCGCUCCAGUAUAAAUGGAACAAAAUUAAAAAAUAAUGUACCAUACGUAUCAUCGGGAAUUCCAUCUCUAGACCAUGUUAUAGGCGGUGGUUUACCAACCGGUGCAAUUUUUGUUGUGGAGGAAGAUGUGCUAGGUAAUUACAGCAGAGUCCUGAGUAAGUAUUUCCUAUCUGAAGGUGUUGUAUGCAAACAUGAUCUAUUUAUUGCCUCUGCAGAUGAUGACCCCCAUGAAUUUGUAAAGGAAUUGCCACAAGCAUGUGCAGCUCCUCCUGAGGACGAAGCAAGUGUAGUUGCAAGUGAUGUCAAUAAAAUGAAGAUAGCCUGGAGGUACGAGGGCCUCAAAGAGGUUGAAUCAUCGUUUGGUGACAAAACUAACUUUGGACAUCACUUUGAUCUGAGUCGACAUCUGGAUGCUGAAACUAUUAAGAAUAGUAAUAUAACUUAUUGGAAUAUCAAGGACAGUGGUGCUGGCGUAAAAGGAUUCAAGAAUGAUAUUUACUUCAAACUACUAACCAAUAUAAAAGACGUUUUAUCAAGAGACACAUACAAAGUAUCAAGCAAAGAGAACAGCAAUAUUUUAAGAAUCAACAUUCAGUCUCUGGGCUCGCCUCCAUGGAUGUGUCUGGAUUGUGAAGAGGAGGGAGAUGCGCAUAUGUUUGGGCAGGAUCUCCUGAAGUUUGUCUACUGCCUCAGAGUGCUGCUUAGAGGUACUACUGGUGUUGCCUUCAUCAGUAUUCCAGCACAUCUGUUUGAUAAUGAAUCUCUAACGAAAAGGCUGCUCUAUUCAGUAGAUAAUGCAGUAAGAAUUGAAUCAUUUGCCGGUUCCUCCAAAGAGACCAAUCCUGUUUAUAAAGAUUACCAAGGCUUGUUCCACUUGACGAAACUGAGUACAGUCCAUUCAAUUACGCCAUUUGUGCCUCCAAGCCUUGACUUGGCAUUCAAAUUGAGAAGGAAAAAGUUUAACAUUGAGAAACUGCACUUGCCUCCAGAAUUGGAAGAAACCAGUGAAAGAGAACAGGAUGACAUCACUGCUAAUCCUCAAAUUGCAUGUGGAGGAUUUAAGAAAAAGGAUAUAGAAUUUUAAAUAUGUAUCUAUAAGAAUUAUUAAAAUGCUUAAAAUAUAUGUUUUAUCAUAUAUUAUACAUUUAUUUACAUGGGA